Synchiropus splendidus (mandarinfish) is the source of this 7428-nucleotide messenger RNA. It is a transcript of the gene kcnb1, whose product is annotated as potassium voltage-gated channel, Shab-related subfamily, member 1. Gene Ontology annotation, molecular function: delayed rectifier potassium channel activity; protein binding. Gene Ontology annotation, biological process: protein homooligomerization; potassium ion transmembrane transport. Bases 261 to 2774 code for a protein of 837 amino acids. Lineage: Eukaryota; Metazoa; Chordata; Actinopteri; Syngnathiformes; Callionymidae. The transcript has 3 exons. Gene Ontology annotation, cellular component: membrane; voltage-gated potassium channel complex. The record is from RefSeq and is a predicted model, not a curated record.
CACUCAGCUGACUGCAAACACACCGUGCUCAUCACUCUCGGCACGUACUUGUUGAUCUUCGGACCAAAAAAAAAAAGAUCGCACCGCGGGAUGCUGAGGAACCAGCCGGAGGUUCGGCUGUAGAUCUCGCUGGAGACUGGUGUGACAUGUCGGAGGCAGAGGAGGGGGAGUUGGACUGGGUUGGACCCUGGCUGCAGUAAAACCGUUAACCUCCUUGAUAUAUAUUUUUUCCUUGUGAUUCGUCCGCACCAGCCGUUUGAAUGUUCGCAGUGAGACAUCACCAUGAUCGGAAACAGGAGCCGCCCAUAGCCCCUGAUGUUUACUUGCUCCCCCAUCUGAAGGUCAUGAUGGAGAAGUCCCUGGCAGAGUUCAACAAAGCCAGCUCUCGGUCAACGACGUCGCUCCCACCAGAACCGGUGGACAUCAUCAGAAGCAAGACAUGUUUCCGCAGAGUCCGGCUGAAUGUGGGCGGCCUCCCCCACGAGGUCCUGUGGCGAACGCUAGACCGACUACCGCGAACGCGUUUAGGGAAGCUGAGAGAUUGCAACACCCAUGAAUCUCUGAUGGAGGUCUGCGACGACUACAACCUGGAGGAGAACGAGUACUUCUUUGACAGGCACCCGGGGGCUUUCACAUCCAUCCUCAACUUCUAUCGCACCGGGAAGCUGCACAUGAUGGAGGAGAUGUGCGCCUUGUCCUUCAGUCAGGAGCUGGACUACUGGGGAAUUGACGAGAUCUACCUGGAGUCGUGUUGUCAGGCGAGGUACCACCAGAAGAAGGAACAAAUGAACGAGGAGCUCAAAAGAGAAGCCGAUAACUUGAAAGACAGAGAGGGGGAAGAGUUUGACAACACCUGCUGCGCUGAGAAACGGAAGAAACUUUGGGACCUUCUGGAAAAACCCAGCUCAUCUGUUGCUGCCAAGAUCUUGGCCAUUAUCUCCAUCCUCUUCAUCGUGUUAUCCACCAUCGCCUUGUCUCUGAACACGCUCCCUGAGCUGCAGGACACGGAUGAAUUUGGCCAGUCCACAGACAACCCCCAACUGGCCCAUGUGGAGGCUGUUUGUAUCGCCUGGUUCACCAUGGAGUACCUGCUGCGUUUCCUCUCCUCUCCCAACAAGUGGAAGUUCUUCAAGGGCCCUUUAAACGUCAUUGACCUGCUGGCCAUCCUGCCCUACUAUGUCACGAUCUUUCUGACGGAAUCUAACAAGAGUGUGUUGCAGUUCCAGAACGUCCGGCGUGUGGUGCAGAUUUUCCGAAUCAUGCGAAUUCUCCGUAUACUCAAGCUUGCCCGUCACUCCACGGGACUUCAGUCCCUGGGGUUUACUCUCCGAAGAAGCUACAAUGAGCUCGGCCUGCUCAUUCUUUUUCUCGCCAUGGGCAUCAUGAUAUUCUCUAGUCUGGUGUUUUUCGCGGAGAAGGAUGAGGAAGAUACAAAAUUUAAAAGCAUUCCAGCCUCUUUUUGGUGGGCCACUAUUACGAUGACAACAGUGGGGUACGGGGAUAUUUAUCCAAAGACGCUCCUCGGUAAAAUAGUGGGGGGGCUAUGUUGCAUAGCCGGCGUUCUGGUCAUCGCGCUACCUAUACCGAUUAUUGUAAAUAACUUUUCAGAAUUCUACAAAGAACAAAAAAGGCAAGAAAAAGCACUUAAACGAAGAGAAGCACUGGAGAGAGCCAAAAGGAAUGGCAGCAUCGUCUCAAUGAACUUGAAAGAGGCAUUCGCUCGCAGUGCUGAGCUCAUGGACGUAGUGGUCGAGAAAAGCGAGCGACCACAUGACAACCACCUCUCUCCCAACCGCUGGAAAUGGACGCCCAAGAGGGCAACAUCAGAGACAAGCUCAAAUCGAUCCUUCAUAGCACAUGACACUGGCUCCCCAAACAAGGGCCGGAAUGCCAGUCCGCACAGGCUGAAUGUCCAGAAGUUGGAGGAGAUGUACAACCAAAUGGCCAAGACACAGUCACAACCAAACCUCAAUGCGAAGGAGAGAGGCUCUAAGGUCGGAAAACAAAGGAAUGAGAUAGAAAUGGAUGCGAUACAAGAUCACAGAGCGCCUGCGCUUCGGACCCGAGAAGCUGGAGACAUGAAGAGUUUGUCGAGCAUUGACAGCUACAUCAGCUGUGCCACAGACUUCCAAGAGAAUCCAAACUUUUCCCAUAGUCCUGCCAUUAACCCCAGCCAUACAGACACAGGGACGAAAACAGGCCAACCAAGCACAGAGCAUAAUAAGAGCCUACCGCCACUGUCGAAGAAUCUAUCAGAAAACGCCAGAAAAUUCUUAUUUUCAGGCAACUCUUCGAAAGCUUUUUUCUCUAAGGAAAGGGAUCCAGGGCCAUCCCCACUCUCAGACAGCUCAGUCCUCUCUGACCAUUCCCUCUUGAGCCCAGCGAUUUCUGCAUACACAACUGCCAGCAGCAAGACACCAACCAAGUCGCCAGACAGCACUGCCUUAGCACCAUCUGUCUUCACAUUCCACGACUCCUCCAUCAGCAAAUAUAUCGACGCCGAUACUGAUGACGAUGAGCACCUACGCGACAUCUCUGAGGUCAGUCCAUCGGAGUGCCUGCUGUCAGGGUCCAGCCCCAAACGCAACAUAAACAUCAACUACCAGAGAGGGGCCAACCAUUUUGAGACAGCUCAGAAAAUGCUGGGACAGAACUGUUUAUUCCCCCUCGAAGGGAUGUGUGCGAUGGCGCACGAAAACCAUAUAGGACCAGAAGCGUCGCGCAGACCAAAGGGAGAGCGGAGGCAACAAAAUACUUUGGACAAAGGCCUUUGAGACACAAAGGCAUGUGCAAACCAGAACCCAGGGGUGUGUUUGGUCGCGAACACACUCACACAAAAGACUCCAGUGAAGCCAGAAGAGAGACCAAAAUCUGUCAUGAUAUCCUGAGCCUGUCUCUGGGCCAGAAGCUGAGUCGGAAGCUGAUGGUUGAACACUCUGGAGGAGAAACAUUUACGAAUUUCUGAAUGUCACUGCCCCUUCUACGGCCACAACACCGUGGCACUACCUAUGUGGCUGCAGACGACCGACCGAGAGUAAUACUCUUGGACUGAUAGGUACAGAACCAAACAAAAAACUGCCCAAGCUCCCACAUCUGAGACCCGUUUGCAGUCUUGGAGAGAGGACCUAAAAGCCUAUACUUACUUGUGCCCUCCACUAUCCUCAACCUGGCCUUAGUCAUUCACAUUUGUACAAGUGUGCAUGUCUGCAUGUGUGCGUGCAUGUGUGGGAAUGUUGGCGAGCGAGAGGCUGAUAACUCAAUGACUGACACGUUUCCGAUUGUCUUAUAUUGUCCCCCAUAUUUUUAUAUGGAAAAGAGAGAAAGUUCGGUUUAGGGACACUCGCAAAAUCCACCCUGCCAUCAUCACACUAUGAGUUAGGUGCUCUUGAGUUGGCCUGGUGAUCGAGGAGCACAGGGCCGACAGCCAGUCAGACUAUAGGUGCAGUUUUUGUGCUGACGUAUUUGGUAAAGAAUGAUACCGGUUACGGUAAGCACAUUUCAGAUCUGUUUAGCCAGGAUGGCAUGGACAUCCCAGAAUGGUUAUGCAAUGGAACACGCUUGUGUAGCUGGCUUCUGACAACACAAUCUCACUACCAAGGUGUCAAAUAGCAGCUACUUUCAGGUGAACAUUUUGAAGUCAAGAUUCAACGUUGUAUGUUGACACAUAGGUGUUUCGGUGGAUUAAAACGUUUCCCCUCUGGUGUGACAUGCCAAAGUCACUCUAAAACUAUAGAACCAAAUGUGGCUAUUUCCUUCCGGCACAUGAUUAUUUGUGAUGUCAAACAUAACAAGUGGUUGUCCAGAGAGAAAGAAGCGCCAACCUGUGCUACGCAUAUGCUACGCCACGGAAGGCCUAAUGCAUCAACAUGCACAUGCACCUCGCUCUGCGACACAAAAGUCCACUUGCAAAUAGUGGUCAUGUGAUGCCUUGGGAGUGAGAAUGUGCUGCCUCUGACAGCGUUGAGGGGCUAUAGAUUAUUUAGAUGAUCUUAUAAUGAGAGGUUUUGCUCAUUACUUGCCCAGUGAUCUGGACUCUCGCCAGUGAACCGGCCUGUGGUCGGGAAUCUCAGCGAAUCAAAGGCGCCCAUCGCUCAAUUAUUCAUCACAAGGAAAACUGAUACGGUUUGAUUCAAGUUGCUCCUUUAUUAAGAGGUGCACAUCAGCAAAACGUCGACGCCACAAAAGCGAGGCCAAAAUUAUUGUUCAUGUUUUAUUAUGAUUUUGUUUUGUAUUUAAAGCAACAUUCUGCCUCUGAGUGUUGGCUGAGACGCCACCGGUCCGAUGAUGUCACAGACAAACUAAUCGUCCGUUGAAUCAUUUGUUGAAAAAAAAUAUUGGCAGAUAUGAUACAUGAAAGUGCUUUAACAGCUCCCCUUUAGAGAGAAAGAAGCUCAGUCAUCUGCCGGACACUCAGUGUUAAGCUUCUGUUGUGGUUUAAGAAGCACCUCCGCCAAGACCUGUCUGAGGGCUCACACUGUAGCCCAGCGUGGGAGCAUCUCUACAAUUCGCAAAUUCUCUGAACGUGAAAGUGUUAUAGCUAAAAGGAGCCGUGCUACAAAGAGACAUAUAAGGUUGUUUCAUCAUAGAAGCAGCCAAAGCUCAUUUUGUUUCAUGGUUUAAAGUUGAGCAGAAGUGAUCCACGACUGACCAACGUCUGGAAAAAAAAUUGAUAAAUAGCCUUCAAAGACGUAAGCGACAGUGGAGGAACUGUUGGCAUGAUGAGUUUCCAUAGCGACAGCAGCUACCUUAUUCACAAGUUGCUAAAUGGGACGGGCAGCGUCUGCAUGUCACUUGUACUCUCACCAGUCACAUAUAGAAGGCACCGCUAUACAUGUCGGCUUAUUUUAUCCUCACUGUGCAUAUUCAUGAGUACUAACCGCAGCGUAAUUAAUCCGUGUGCAACAUGUGAACGUGCACUCAAUGUAGCAGCCGAGGAAAAUCGCAGAAAAGUCACUCACCUGGCUCUAAGGUACGCAGGGAAUGCAGAUUAUUUAAAGAAAAACCUUUAAUGUACAUAGACUUUCUAUUCAACUGUGUCAUGGUGUGAUGUUAACUCGAGAAGCACAGUUCACAGAUGAAAACAAGUGAGAUAUACGCUUGAUAUUUUGGCACAAAUACACAUUUUGUAAUGGACUUUGUUGUACAAAUAUGAUGACUGGCUAUUCAGAGAUGGUUAAUAUGAAUGGACAUUCAUAGCGCAGGCAUGAAACCAUCAGGCCAAGACAAAAAAAACAGAGUUUAAACCAGAAUACACAUUUGAUUCAACCUUUUAAAACUCUCUUUAAACAUGGGCUGACAUAAGGAAUUCAAUUGUCGCAGUGCGUUAUGGGACUUGUAUUAUGAGUGGUUGGAGUUAUUUUCACGACCACAUUAUGAUCUUGUCUUGAGUCACAAUGUUGCAUCAUCAACUCAUCAAAGUACUGAAUUGUUUUUCUAGGAGGCAACGGCAGUGAUGCAGUACAGAACAUUUAUCAGAAACUCAUACUUGAAAAAUAACAGUAUAAUCAAGUAUUGCUUAAGAAAAUAUAUCAAAUAUUUGAAUAUAUUUUACAACCUAAAUCGCUAUAUCGAAAGACUGUUAUUUCUUCAGAAAAUUAUGUUUGUUAAAAGAUCAUUUAUUUUUUGGGCAGCUGUUAAAAAAUGGAAUGGAUUGUAUUUCAAUUUAAAUUAUUUAAGAAUAAAACAAUUACUAAUGACAGAUAACAACGCAAAGUUAAGCUCCUUAACAAAAAUAUAUAGUUUUUAUACCGAGUUUGAGUGAAUGUUUGGACCGAGCCGAAGAACCCGAAAUUAUUCGCGACAAUAUGACGUCAUGAUUUGUAUUCAUCGCAUAGCUGUUUUGGCGAAGUACUGCACCAUCUGGCAAGUUUUUAGUCCACAUUUGGAUGUAGUCUGAACUAUUUUUUUGGGAGGUGGGAUCAUCAUGAAAUUACAACAGACGUUUCCUGAAAAACCAAACAACGUAUUUUGUGUUGAAACGAAUCGGUUGAGCAACUGAGAACCCAUGAACGCACCAUCAUCAGGAAUUUAGGGAAUUAAUAUUGUAGAAAAUGGAGAACAACAGCUUAAGGCAUUUUAAUAAACCUCAAAUUUUAUAGGCAUUUUAUUUUUUACAAAAAGUAAAGCCAUUAUUAAAUUAUUUAUUUUAUUUAUUAUUCAUUUUUUUCAACAUUAUCUGCCUGUAAAACAUGUUUACUCAUAUCUAUAAAAAAAAGUUGAAUUAACUCCUUUUGAUGAUUUAUAUCAACAAACAAAUUGAAAAAUAGAAUUAUGAUUAAACAAAUAAAAGGAUCUUACUCAAAAUAUUCACAUCUGAAAUACUAUAUUUUUCUUUUCAAAUCUAUUUUUCCUCAUUGAACACAGAAUCGAAAUACAGGACAACUGGCGUCUAUCCUGAAAACCGAUCCACACAGCGUUCCACAAGCUUCGCUCAUCUCAAGUGCUUUCAUCUCAGUUGAUUCAUUGACCGGAAGAUGAAGGGAAUUUGCACAACCUGCCGUGAAGCGUCCGCUGUCGGGUCAGCUUGUCUCCUCCAUGGCGGUAGUCAGGGACCAUCGUGAAACAAGAAUUAUGACAAUCAAUAUUACACCGACGUAAGAAGCACCAGGGGAAAAAGGUCCAGGCUACAUGUGUUGUGGAGUAGGAAUUCUUUUUUAAUUCACUUGAUAGACUAAGAUACUGUGACAACACAUUUAUUUCCAUUGAUAAAGUGACAUUUUCCAUCGCCCUCUGAAGCGCCGGUAUUUUUUUUUUCAGCUCCCUCUCAUGACUGACUUAAAGUGGAUAAAUAUAAUAGCACACCAACUGAAACUCCCAACUGUACAGUACAUCCGGCAAAUUCUACUACACAACUAGGAUUCGUUGAUAGCUGCUAUAGAUUUUGGAAAAAAACCCCAUUUUUUUUAUUAGAAAUCCUUAGAGAAAGAUCACUGUAACACAGGGUUGGGGUCCAUUCGGGGGAUGUGUAAGACAAAAUAUUAUUCAAAUAGUAUUGGAGAAGGAGAUGGGGAAAACAUAUUUGAAUUUAAACCCAUUUACUUUUUUUUUUAUUUUCCACUAGUUAAGCUUUCAGUGGAAUUGACCCCAACCUUGCCUAAGCCAUCGGUCUUUGUCAAGUACACCAGGGAAUUGAAAAAAAAAAAAAGUAGAUAUUUGGAAGACCUUAGCCAGCUCUUAUACAAUGUUGUUUGUAGGUCAUGAGGCUGUCUGUUUUGUAAAAAAGACAAUUUUUACCCGUUGACUUUCUAUGCCGUCGUUUCUGUAUAAAUGUUUUGUUGUUCGGUGCAUGUUGUAAAUUUGGCGUCGUGGCUGGUUGUGACUCUCACAGGGCCAGUUCUUGUCAUGUAAGAAAAAGUCUAUGUCCUGAGUUCUUUCUAUUUCUUAAUAAAAAAAAAAGAAAGAUUCCCUUGUAUGACUCAAAACGAAAUA